Molecule: messenger RNA, 1320 nt
Organism: Triticum turgidum subsp. durum (durum wheat)
Lineage: Eukaryota; Viridiplantae; Streptophyta; Magnoliopsida; Poales; Poaceae
Source: the annotation of a GenBank genome assembly
AUGGCGACGAUGUCCCGCGCCCUCGGCUCGGCGUUCGUGGGGUUCACGCGGACGCCGGCCGUGCCGGCGACGACGCCCUUGCCGUUGCCCUCCUCUCGCGCCUCCUCGGCGCUGCUCCUGCGCUGGCAGCGGAGCCGGGGCGUCGGCGGCGUCGUCGGCAGCGGCGGCGCGCGGCGGUACUCCUCGGGCCGCAACGCGAAGAUUAGCAUGAGCCUCCGCGCCGGCAUCGUCGGCCUGCCCAACGUCGGCAAGUCCACCCUCUUCAACGCCAUUGUUGAAAAUGGGAAGGCCCAAGCUGCAAACUUUCCCUUCUGCACCAUAAACCCAAACACUGGCGUCGUGGCUAUUCCCGAUCCUCGCUUGGACGUGCUCUCAAAGUUAAGCAAGUCCAAGCAGACGGUCCCGACAUCCAUUGAGCUUGUCGACAUUGCAGGCCUCGUCAAAGGAGCAAGCAAAGGAGAGGGACUGGGAAAUCAAUUUCUUUCAAACAUCCGUGAAGUUGAUUCUAUACUCCAGGUUGUGCGAUGUUUUGAAGAUGAUGAUAUUGUUCACGUGAAUGGAAAAGUUGAUCCCAAGUCAGAUAUUGAUGUGAUUAACUUAGAACUCAUAUUUUGUGAUCUUGAACAGAUAGAGAAGAGAUUGGAUAAGCUUAAAAAGAGCAAAACUAAGGAUCCACAAGUAAAAGUGAAGGAAGGAGCGGAAAGGUCAGGAUUAGAAAAAAUUCUGGAUGCACUUAUGGAUGGAAAGCCUGCAAGAUCUGUUGAUUUGCCUGACCAUGAGAAAGAAGCUAUACAACAUCUUUAUCUGCUCACUAUGAAGCCAGUCAUUUAUGUUGCUAAUGUAACAGAGUCUGAUCUUGCCGACCCUGAUAAAAAUCCCCAUGUCCAGGAGGUGGCCAAACUAGCAUCAGAGCUGAAAUCUGGCAUGGUUACAAUAUCAGCUCAGGUUGAGGCUGAACUGUCUGAACUACCACUGGAAGAGAGAGUUGAAUACCUAAAUUCUCUUGAUGUUGCCGAAAGUGGGCUAGGCAACUUGGUAAAAGCAACAUAUAACCUUUUGGGACUAAGAACUUAUUUCACUACCGGAGAGCAGGAAACAAAAGCUUGGACCAUUAUUGCAGGCAUGACUGCACCUCAAGCAGCCGGAGUUAUUCAUAGCGACUUCCAGAAAGGCUUCAUUAGAGCUGAAACUGUAUCUUACGAUGAUUUUGUUGCGGCGGGUACUCUUGGAGCAGCAAGGGAGAAGGGAGUGAUGAGGUUGGAAGGGAAGGAGUAUAUUGUGCAGGAAGGAGAUGUCAUGCUCUUCCGAUUCAAUGUGUGA